Messenger RNA from Lycium ferocissimum, 552 nucleotides. RefSeq lists its product as uncharacterized. Bases 1 to 552 code for a protein of 183 amino acids. Lineage: Eukaryota; Viridiplantae; Streptophyta; Magnoliopsida; Solanales; Solanaceae. The record is from RefSeq and is a predicted model, not a curated record. The transcript is spliced from 2 exons.
AUGGUCACCCGCAGCCAACGGGGCAUUGUCAAGCCUAAACGUCUGUUUAACUUACAUAACACGGUUGUGAAAUCUCCUCUACCUCGUAACCCAUUGGCCGCUCUUCGUGACCCGAAUUGGACAAUGGCUAUGAAUGAUGAAUUUGAUGCUCUUGUUAGGAAUAAGACGUGGGAUUUGGUCCCCCGUCCACCUAAUGUUAAUGUUAUUCAUUCUAUGUGGAUUUUUACUCAUAAAGAAAAGUCUAAUGGUGAUUUUGAGAGGCAUAAAGCCCGACUUGUAGGUGAUGGCAAAACUCAGCAGGUUGGCAUUGACUGUGACGCUCUCCGUCGUUCCAUUAUGGAUAGCCUUGGUUCCGAAUUUGCUAUGAAGGAUUUGGGUCCUUUGAAUGAUUUUCUUGGCAUUGCUGUGACCCGUCACAAGGGGGGGAUGUUCCUCUCACAACGUAAGUAUCAGGAAAUCAUUGAUCGCGCGGGUAUGUCAUCUUGCAAGCCCUCUCUCACUCCGGUUGACAUAAAACCGAAGGUCGGUGCUACUUCUGGGUGCUCCUUAUGA